AUGAGCAAGUUCGACAGCUCCUAUGACAUUGUGGUCGUUGGUGCUGGCUGGUAUGGCCUCGCGGCGGCCAAAGCUGCCUCCCAGAUGAUGCCCACCUCGACAAUGGCCAUACUCGAGUCGGCCGAGUCCUGCGGCGGCACCUGGUCGGCCAACCGUCUCUACCCAGGCCUCAAGUCAAACAACAUGCGCGGCACCUACGAGUAUCCAGACUUCCCCAUGACGGACGCCUACGGCGUGGCCAAGGACCAGCACAUCCCCGGCACUGUCCUGCACACAUAUCUCACGGACUUUGCCAAGGCGUUUGACCUCUUUGACAAGGUGCAGUUCCACACAAAGGUCGACGUCGUGGAGCCGACAGACGACGAGGCCUGGCGCAUCAACGUCUCCACGCCCAAGGGCACAAAGACGUACCGCGCCGCCAAAAUCAUCCUGGCCACUGGCUUGACCAGCACUCCCAACAUGCCCGAGUACAAGGGCGCAGAGACGUUUGGCGCGCCCCUGUUCCACGCAAAGGACUUUUGCACCCGAGCCGACGAGCUCAAGGGCGCCCAAAACACCGUCGUCGUGGGUGGUGCCAAGUCAGCCUACGACGUUGCGUACGCCAUGGCCAUGGACGGGUCGACAGUCCAUCUCGUCGUCCGUGACAAUGGCCACGGUCCCGUUUGGAUCACGCCCUCCAAGGUGACGCCCUUUAAGAAACGACUGGACCAGCUGCUCCUGAUCCGGUGGAUGACCUGGUUCGCGCCUUGUCCCUGGGGCGGCGAGGAUGGCUUCCCCGGUAUCAGGAGGCUGCUGCACGGCACGAGGAUUGGGCGCUGGAUCACUGAUUUCUUCUGGAAGACCCUAGGCGACGAUGUCAUCACCGCAGUCGGCUACGACGAGCACCCGGAGAUGAAGAAGCUGAAGCCAUGGAACUCGGCCUUUUGGAUCGGCAGCGGGCUGAGCAUCCACAACUAUAACACCUCGCUCUGGGAUCUGGUCCGUUCAGGACAGGUCAAGGUCCACGUCGGCCAGAUUGACCAUAUCGAACCCAAGACGGUCGUUCUCGCGGAUGGUACGCGCCUCGCUGCGGACGCCAUGGUCUGCUCGACGGGUUGGAAGAAGGAAUCCACCAUCAAGUUCCAGGGCCUCAAGGACAACAGCUUUGGACUCGACUGCACGCCUGGUCAGCUCCGCGCCCUCAACGACAAGGCCGACAAGGACGUCCUCACCCAGUUCCCCCGCCUUGCCGACCAGCCCACCCUCAAGUUCACCCCCAAGGCGGGCGAGCCGCUGCGCUACUACCGCUUCAUCGUACCGUCAAGCCACGUCUUUAAGAGAAACAUUGCCUUUUCGGGCGCCGUAUCGACCGUCAGCACGUCAACGUGCGCCACCAUCCAGGGCCACUGGAUCGCGGCCUACCUCGCCAACCAGCUGGACCGGACGCCCAUGACGCAGGCGGAGAUCACGGAGGAGAUCAUGCUGCACACGCAGUGGGGCAAGUGGCGCUUCCCGUGUGGCUACGGUGCGAGUCUGCCUGAUUUUGUGUUUGAGGGUCUGCCGUAUGUUGAUAUGCUGCUGCGUGAUUUGGGGCUGAAUAGUCAUCGCAAGGGGAGCUGGUGGCGCGAGCUGACGAGUCCGUAUCUGCCGAGGGACUUUCGGGGGCUUGUGGAGGAGUGGCAGCAUGUGCACGAUGAGCCUUUGAAGAAGAAAUGA
Emericellopsis atlantica is the source of this 1695-nucleotide messenger RNA. RefSeq names its product putative dimethylaniline monooxygenase. The transcript has 2 exons. The record is from RefSeq and is a predicted model, not a curated record. The coding region runs from base 1 to 1695 and encodes 564 amino acids. Lineage: Eukaryota; Fungi; Ascomycota; Sordariomycetes; Hypocreales; Bionectriaceae.